Messenger RNA from Eublepharis macularius, 3296 nucleotides. It is a transcript of the gene ASNSD1, whose product is annotated as asparagine synthetase domain containing 1. Gene Ontology annotation, molecular function: asparagine synthase (glutamine-hydrolyzing) activity. The record is from RefSeq and is a predicted model, not a curated record. Lineage: Eukaryota; Metazoa; Chordata; Lepidosauria; Squamata; Eublepharidae. The transcript has 7 exons. Bases 559 to 2484 code for a protein of 641 amino acids.
GCGAAAUGUGCCCAUCUCCGGCAGAGCCAACGGGGAUGACCCGUGUCAUCGGAUUCCGGGCUGGCGGAGGAAGCGCGUGGGAACGCGGCCGGCGAGCGUUGCAAGGGGUGCGCGUGUCGAGUGCAGAUCUGUCUAGUUUGAUGGCGCACCUUAAAACCAAUUGAAGGAGCAGCCAAGGGCUGGUCACACUGGCUGGAAAAAAAGGCCUAUAAGGUGACUUCGGCCCAUUGACAGCAAGGUCAAGGUACGUCAGCACGAAUGUCUGGCCAGGCGCUCCAACGGGAAGAAGGGGACGGAGCGAAAGCGCAGGAUAAAGACGAGCUGAAUCGGAAGAUAAAAGAGCAGAAAGUUGUAGUUGAUGAACUUUCCAACUUGAAGAAAAACCGCAAAGUGUUCAAGCAGCAGCCCAACAGCUAUAUAUUUUUUCUAGCAGACAGAACCCACGCGCUCUCAGAAAGCAAAAAUACGUUAGAUGAAUUGAGGAAGGCAUACCAGGAAAUGGAAAAUUCAGAGAAAGCCAAACUCAAGAAAUAGAUAAAUUAAACUGUAGUUUUUGCGAUGUGUGGCAUUUGUUGUGUGGUCAGCUUGUCCCUUCAGACUCCUGAUGGUUGGCUCUUGAAAGAGGGUAUCCUGGACAGUCUUAGAAGAAGAGGGCCGAACUGCAGCCAUCAGCUGGUCAAGUCUGGUCUCCAUCCACCAUAUCAGUGCUUAUUUUCUGGCCAUGUCCUUCACUUAAGAGGGCGAAUGACUCUCCAACCCCUGGAAGAUCCUGCAAGUGGAAACGUAUUCCUUUGGAAUGGAGAAAUCUUUGGUGGAAUCCACGUAGAGGCUGAAGAGAAUGACGCUCAAGUUCUGUUCCGCCAUCUUUGCUCAUGCAGUAGCGAAUCGGACAUUUUGUCGGUGCUGUCGUCCGUUCAGGGUCCGUGGUCAUUUGUGUUUUAUCAGGCGUCCAGACAUUGCUUGUGGUUUGGAAGAGAUUACUUUGGUCGUCGCAGUUUGCUGUGGCAGUUUAAUAAGGACCGUGACAAGAUCCUUGCUCUCUCUUCUGUGAGUGCUGGUUCUGAAAAUGACAGCCCGUGGCAGGAAGUUCCAGCAUCUGGAAUCUUCAAACUGGAUCUCCAAAUUUGUGCUACAUUCAAAGGUGUAUUUUUAACAUUGCAUCCAUGGAAGUGUCCGUCUGGUGAAAAUAUAACCGAAGAAGCAAUGAUCGGUGAUCGAAACCCAGCUCUGAAAGACUUGCCAAGUCAUGUAUCCCUCACAGUGAAUGAAUCCCAUUUGUUGGUUGUGCCUGUAGUUCCAUUAAAUACGAAGCAGCCAGAGGAGUCCCGCUUUUCCGAUUUCACUGGUAAUGUCGCCGAUGUUGGAAUUCUUCGGAGAUUUCUUGCAGAAGACCGCAAGAAGAAACUAGUCCACCAGUUUAUUGAUGUUUUGAGCAGAGCCGUAAAGAAGCGAGUCAUAUGUCCGGCUAGAGAUACUGAUCAGUUCGAAGGAGAAAUGUUGAAGGCCGCGCCAAGGAGACCCCAGAUUGCUGUACUGUUUUCCGGUGGUGUCGACUCCAUUCUUCUGGCACGCCUAGCUGACAGACACGUGCCUUUGGACGAACCUAUUGAUCUUCUCAACGUGGCCUUCGCAAAUCCCAACCAAGCUGGACGAAACGAUUCCACUCAGAAAUGCAGCAAAAAGAAAAGACAGCUGCCUAGUCUGGAAUGCCUUAACAAUGCCAAUACGGCAAAACUCGAUCCUCUGUCCUCCUUUAACGUGCCAGAUAGAAUCACCGGCAGGGCAGGCCUGGGCGAAUUGAAAGCGACUAAUCCUUCCAGAUCUUGGAAUUUUGUGGAAAUCAAUGUAACACUCGAGGAACUGAAAGCAAUGAGACGGCAACAAAUCAGCCAACUAGUUUACCCGCUGGACACCGUUUUGGAUGACAGCAUUGGCUGCGCGGUGUGGUUUGCGGCCAAAGGAGAAGGCUUGGUUACUAAUCAGGGAGAUACAGGACCGUAUAAAAGUCCCGCAAAGGUUGUGCUUACAGGAAUUGGAGCCGAUGAGCAGCUUGCCGGUUAUUCCCGACACCGUGUUUGCUUUCAAAAAUACGGGUUUGAGGGCUUGAACAAAGAAUUAAGAAUGGAGCUGGGCCGUAUUUCUUCUAGAAAUCUUGGCCGAGAUGACAGAGUGAUUGGAGAUCAUGGCAAGGAAGCUCGAUUUCCGUUUCUUGACGAGGAGGUCGUGUCUUUUCUGAACUCUCUCCCAGUGUCGGAAAAAGCAGACCUGACUCUUCCUCGAGGAAUUGGAGAGAAAUUGCUUCUGCGCCUUGCAGCUGCGGAGCUCGGCCUAACAGCCUCAUCAGUUCUGCCCAAGAGAGCCAUGCAGUUUGGUUCCAGGAUUGCAAAGCUGGAAAGCAGCCAUGAAAAGGCAUCAGACAAAUGCAUGCGGCUCCGGUCGGUUUCCGUAGAGGAACUUCCUCUAAUGGACCCAAAGCUGCUUUAAAACAGUGAACUGCACAGUGAACAAUUCCAGCAGACUCCAUUCGCGUCAGGAGGAAGCCCCGCUGGCUUCAGUGGGGACUUACUUUCCAUUACUUAGGUAGGCUCCAAAGCUGUAUGGGUCACUGAACAUGAUAAAACAGAAGCCAGCUUGCUACUGAGUUUCCAGUUUAUUCCAUGGUGGUAAGCUAGAAUAUAGCCUGGCAAAGCCUGAGAGGUUGUUCAUGCACUCCUCUCACAGCUCUCAGUCCUACCUCCAACCCUGGUUCCCAUCUGAUUGCCCUUUUUAGAUCUUGCUCUGACAUCCACAGUUGUCCAUCCGGAUGAGUCCCCGCCCCUGUGGAGCUUCUCUGUGUUUUGGCCCUGCAGAAGGGAGUAUUGACGUGUACUCGGCAGAGUAGUCCGAGCUAACCAGCCAUGUCCAAACCAUGUCUAGCAAGGCCACAUCACAGCCACAGGUUUUCUUUCUGUAUCCCUGGCUUGCCUCCCAAUGAUCUCUCAGCCACCAGGCCUUUCUACCUAUCCCUGCUCUGAUGGCUUGUUGGUGGGGGGAAAGUGGCCAGUAAACUGCUCUCAACACAAGCUCGCUAAAAUGCCAUUGGUGACAAAUUGACAUCUCAAAGGGAUUUAGGACUUACUUCAACUGGAUUGGGCCUGCUUUGUUCCAAAAGGUGUUUGUCAUCUGCAAAAUAAAGGAGUGGGGUUUUUGCCUCAGAGUUUGUGUAUUCUGUAAAGAUAAAAUUUUCAAUAAAUGUAUGUUUGUCGUUGUUAGAAGGAGCCGCAAAAAUCUUAGCGUAUGGAUCUAGAAUGCUACUG